Molecule: messenger RNA, 1839 nt
Organism: Rhinolophus ferrumequinum (greater horseshoe bat)
Lineage: Eukaryota; Metazoa; Chordata; Mammalia; Chiroptera; Rhinolophidae
Gene: FAM227B
Product: family with sequence similarity 227 member B
Exons: 17
Coding region: 1-1839 (612 amino acids)
Source: RefSeq, a predicted model, not a curated record
AUGGCGAAGGUAACUGGCUGGGAGGACGGCGGGGCGGGGUUAGACGGGAAGUCCCGCCCCAGCAGCUUAUGCCACCGGCGAAGUCGCCCUUCUGCUGAGAGACAGGAUCCGGGAGCAGGGCCAGGAUCCGCGGAGCUGGGCCUCACACCCCGCCAGCCCUGCGCUGAGUUCCCUUCUGAGACUGGCCUCGGACCACAUAAGUGUCAUCACGGCUUCCAGGUCGGGGAGCUUCACGGGCUUGCAACCUGUACAGUUGCACAGGGCCUCAUGAUUAGAAGAUCCUACACUUGGUUUAAUGGUGUGACGAAAAUGCAAGAACCUCCAAAGAACAUUGAAGAAUUCCUAAAGUUUCAAAAUUGGGAUUAUUGGCCAAGGGAAAUUUGUUUUAAAGAUAAUGAUAAAUGGGUAGACACUCUGAAUAAAAUAAAAGAAGACAGUUCAUAUCCUUCAAUUUAUACACAUCUAUGGGAAAAUGUCCCUAGAAUAUAUGAUGCACUCGUGAUCAUGGAGUCAAGAUUAGAGGAAUGUUCAACUCUUUUGGAAAACCACGCCUCUGAAAUAUUUGAGUGGAGCAGCAUAAUAUCUGGGAAAGGUUCUCAAGAAAACUUGGAAAGAUACAAGGCAUUUCUAAAGAAGUACCACAAGAAAAAGAUGAUAAGGCUUUCAGAUCAAAUGGAGACAAAGAAGAAUAUAGAGGGUUGCAACUUUUCAGGAUUCAAAACAAAUGAGCUCACUCAACUACCCAGACAUUUGGAUGCUGAACGAAUUUAUCUUUUUAUUUUAAAAGCCCACAACUUUGAUGAAAAAGUUCUUAAAAUCUGGAAGACUCAUUUUCUCUCAGAAGCCUCUAUUGCUCUUUUGCAUGAUUCCUUUUGGUGGUGGUUUCUCCAUAAAUUUAAGCCUGACAAAGAAAAUCAAGAUUCCUUGUUUGGUAGAAUUUCAGAAAGUUAUGUGACACUUUUCAUGAGCAUACCUCUAAGUCGAAAAGAUGCAUUCUUUCAGGUGUAUCCUGAAUGUUUGUCACAAGCUAUCUAUGCAACAUUCCAGGAAGCAUUUCCAGAAUCCAAUAAUCUCUUUAAUGAUGAAUUUAAAGAAGAUCUAGGGAAUAAUAUUUUUCUUUGGUUGUCAGGUUUAAAACCUCAAAAAGGCUUUUGGACCCACUGGAAACUGAAAGACCUCUCCACAACAACCAUACAUGGUGCUAAGAAAUUACCUUUAAACUCUGUAAAGGAUAGAAUUGCAAGAAGUCAAGAACGCAUAUCAAAUUCCAUAGACUUCGAUAUGAUGGAAAUUUUAAAGAACCCAAGAGCAUGUACAACAUCCACACCCAAGGAAGAACCAAGAUUAUUAAAACUAACUACAAAGUCCCAUUAUGCUAGCGCUGGUCCAGAGUUUAACCGUGUGCUCUUCAAUAUUGGAAGUCAGAGUCCACUGAUUUUAUAUUAUCUUAAAAUGCAUGAGCUAUCUAGUAUUUCCAAAGGCCCUAAAAAAACAAAGAUUAAACUCACUGAAAUAUUGCAAGAAGCAUCACCUGCUCCAACUUACCGUGAUAUUAUAAAGGAGGCAAAAAGACAAUUUGCAAGGAACGAAAAGGAUUUUAGGAUAGAAAAGCACAAAAUUAAUGAAGAAAUAAAACUCCUGAGACAGCGGCAGGAAAGAAUUGACAAGGAACUUGAUAGACUCCAAGCAAAGGCUACCUUGAAACCUUACGAAGCUGAGGAUGACUUUCAGAAGUUCCUACAUAACCUGCGUUGUGAGGCUCACAUUGAGAGAGAACUUCUGGCAUCACUAUCAUCAUCAACAACAGAAGACUACAACUUGGAGGUAGAAGAACACUAA